Messenger RNA from Exophiala dermatitidis NIH/UT8656, 714 nucleotides. Its product is annotated as acylpyruvate hydrolase. Gene Ontology annotation, molecular function: acetylpyruvate hydrolase activity. Lineage: Eukaryota; Fungi; Ascomycota; Eurotiomycetes; Chaetothyriales; Herpotrichiellaceae. The transcript is spliced from 2 exons. Gene Ontology annotation, cellular component: mitochondrion. Bases 1 to 714 code for a protein of 237 amino acids. The record is from RefSeq and is a predicted model, not a curated record.
AUGGCGGCCAUCAAAAACAACUGUCGCAAGGUCAUCUGCAUUGGCCGGAACUAUGCCGACCACAUCACCGAACUCUCAUCCGCCCGCCCCUCCCAACCCUUCUUCUUCCUCAAACCGCCCUCCUCAAUCCUUCUUCCCGACAAAGGACCCAUCAUCCGCCCCCGCGGGACGACCGUCCACCACGAAGUCGAGCUGGGCCUCGUGAUCGGCGAAACCCUCCCCGGCAAACCUCUCAAGAAUCUUUCGGAAUCCGAUCCCAAGAUCUUAGACUACAUCCGAUGCUACUUUCUGGGCAUUGAUCUGACGGCGCGCAAUGUCCAAGACGAAGCUAAGCGCAAGGGACUUCCCUGGACGAUUGCGAAAGGGUUCGACACUUUCCUGCCCAUCAGCCAUGAAAUCCCAUUCGAUCGGCUGCCCGACCCGCAUAACGUGCUGUUGUGGUUGAGCGUCAAUGGCAAGAUGAGACAGCGCGACAAUACGAAUCUGAUGUUGUUCCAGAUCCCCCGGAUUUUGAGUGAUAUUUCAAAAGUCAUGACGUUGGAGGAAGGAGAUGUCAUUUUGACGGGAACGCCGAAGGGAGUGGGACCCCUGAAGGGUGGUGAUGUUGUUAAGUGUGGGUUGGAGGCGGAUGGGUUGGAAGUUGUUGAGGCGGAUAUUGAGGUCGAGGUCGUGGAUGAUACGAGUGAGGGCGGGUAUGUGUUUAAGGAGACUUGA